Rhopalosiphum maidis (corn leaf aphid) is the source of this 2832-nucleotide messenger RNA. RefSeq lists its product as uncharacterized. Gene Ontology annotation, biological process: positive regulation of transcription by RNA polymerase II. Gene Ontology annotation, cellular component: nucleus; transcription regulator complex; histone methyltransferase complex. The record is from RefSeq and is a predicted model, not a curated record. NCBI's taxonomy places the organism in Eukaryota, Metazoa, Arthropoda, Insecta, Hemiptera, Aphididae.
CACCGUUCGAGUUCAUUCGUGACUCGUCCGCCGACAUUGCUCGUCUCGUGUCGUCCACCCGACACGCGUUCCACGGUUCCCGUCGUUCCCGGCUUGGCCCGCCGCCGCCGCCGAUAGCGUCGCGCGCACCUUACGCGCCUCCGUUGAAUACAUUUUAUCGAUACGUAUUUAUUUAUGUUUUAACAGUCGACGUUUUUUUUUUUUUUUUUUUGUUCGUAUUUAAUCAAAUGCAACUGCCGCGGCAUUUUCUUGCUUUUGUCGAGCACUGACGUGUAUUACGUCCCCGCCACACUCCUCUCGCCACUACCACCGUUUUCUCGUCAAGCCCACCGGUGAAGGACUCUUAACAAGAUGGCUUCUGUUAUCAGCGUUCCCGCAAACGAAGGUAUAAGUGUUAAAAAUGAACGCGAUGAUCCUGAAAUCAAUGCUAUGGCUCUUAAAAUGAAAGAGAAUUUUCAAAAAAAUGCUUCAGCUGCAGCAAAACAGCUGAAUUCUCCAGCCAAUGUUUAUAUAAACAGAGCUGGUAGGGCAGUUUCUUUGGCUAUUGCACCAAUUACACAAAAGAACAAUCAAGAAAAAUUACCUAAAGAUAGCGAAGAUAUAGAUAGUGUUAGAGGUAAAUUUUCCUGGAAAUCAAUUGCAGGAUACCAUGUACCAUACAUUAUUCGUAUAAUAAAUGGUGAAGAAUUGAAGUUUGUAUCUGUACGGAUGGCUGAAACUCAGCUGCUCAGCAACUAUUUACAUUAUUUACAUGCUGAUAUUUAUACAUGUACAUCAGUAAGAAGUCACUUUAUCACUGAUGCUGAAGCAAAAAUAUUAAAUGAUAUCAACAUAAAACAUUGUGAUGGUUUGUAUGGAAAAGAUAUGUUUUAUUCAAACAAAGAUUAUAUUGUCCGUUUAGAAGAUGUCCACGAGUUUUAUACAUUCAUAGAAGUAUGUUAUAAAAAAUUACUGUGCAAUAUUACUCCUGGCCGCAAAGAGAAAUGCGGUUUUAUUCGCAUCAAUUCUGAAUCUGUUGUGCCAUACUGCAUUAAAGAUGGCCAAAAGUAUGUUCCGCUAUUCUAUUUUGAAGGUGAAACAGAAAACUUAAGGCAUCGUGCUGUGAAACUUGAAAAUUGGAAUUUGGCCUAUCUCAAGUUCUGUUGUAAAGUUCAGGGUAUCAGAAAUGAAUUGUUUGCUAGUGACUCAUGCACGGUGACUAGUCUCGAUGAUAUCAAGAAUUAUUUUCCGCCAGAAACAAAUUUUGAAGAAUAUUGGCCAGCUAAGGUGGUCGAUACACAACUUCUAACAAAUCAAAAAUCUACCCAUGUUAAUCCACCAGGUGCUUGGAUCAGAGCCCCCCCUGAAGUACCUGCUCCUGAAAAUACUAUUCCGCACUCUUUGACAGCACCAGCACCGGUGAUGCCACAGAGUAUUCCAGUAAUGAUGAAUACCUAUCAAAACGGAUGGCCACCAAAUCAAAUGGUUAAUUCAUAUAGCACUCCGGCUCAGCCCUUGCAAACAACACGUGGCUAUGCUAUUGCGUCCAGAAAUCAAAGUAUAGCUGCUCAAUGCUAUAAUGCGGGUUCAACAAUGUCUCAAGGCAAUAGUUCCAUGAAUGGUGUGAAUCAUGUUAUACCACCACCACCUCUAGUGCGUGCAAAUAAUACAGCAUCAGUAAUUGGUAAUGCUGUGUCGUAUUCCAAUGUUGUGCCUAUUAGCCAAUGUAUGACAACCAUGUACAAUAGUAAUGCGAUGUCGCACUCAAAUCAAAUGCGACAAUUCUAUAGUCAACGUUCUAGUAAUAACAGUCAAGCUCAACAGCAACAACAGAUGCAGCAACAACAAAUACAACAGCACCACCAGCAGCAGCAGCAGCAGCAGCAACAACAACAACAACAUCAACAGCCACAAAUGAUUGCUACUCCUCAAACUCAGCAGCCAUAUAAUGGCCAAUCUGUGCACAGUCGUUUAACCAACACUCAACAGCGCAAUGCCUUAAGAAAUGUUGCACCGGUCGUAAUAACCCCAGCUACUGAAAUCAUUGACUUAUCAUCUCCACCAUCUAGCCCUGUUCCUCAUACUGUACAAGACACUUCUAUCCGCUCUAGUUCUGGAUGGGAAUUAACAAAAAUACCUGAACGAAUGUGGGCACAUGAUUCAUCAAAUAAUGCUGCAUACAAGAUCCAAAAGGCAACCCUACAUGGAAGAAUGAUCCACUGCAUAAACGCUAAACCUUACAUAUAUUCAGAUUUGAUGGUAACCUUGGACGACCUAGUCCAAAUGAUGUUGCCUUCGUGCACUGUUUCUAGAUGCGCGCACGUCUUGCACAAAUACUUAAAAACGACUCUAUUCAGUGGAAAUUCUGAACAGUUGAACGUGUUGCGAGAUAACGGACGCCUCAGGUCGAUGUACGCGGAAGAAACACCAAUGGCCAUGCUUCAAGAUAUCACGCAUGUGUUGCCCCAGUUAAAAACACUGGUAGCCAAGCAAGACGAACAAAUCAGCAAUAUCAAUCUACAGGUGGUCCGUCUAAGAGACAGCGCACCAGCUAGGAAUGGGCUGGGCACGGCGGAAGCCGACCCGACUGGCCGAAGCCGGCAGCGGGUAGUAGCAACAGCGGUGGCAGCAGUGGUAGUGGUGGUGCGAUUUCUGUCCCCUCAGCCACAACUGGUUGGUAUUCGCCUACCGCAACUGACAGUAACGAUUGGCUUAACGCCGGCGCCGGACCGUCGCAAUCGCCGCACCCGCAUCACCCACCACCGCACCCUUUGAUGCAAAACACUUAUCAGAGUCGAAGCAACUGGCCCCCGCCCCCGCCCUACAUGUAAGAACUACUACCGCAACUAAGCA